Molecule: messenger RNA, 1395 nt
Organism: Thyridium curvatum
Lineage: Eukaryota; Fungi; Ascomycota; Sordariomycetes; Thyridiales; Thyridiaceae
Exons: 4
Coding region: 1-1395 (464 amino acids)
Biological process (GO): fungal-type cell wall biogenesis; carbohydrate catabolic process
Molecular function (GO): mannan endo-1,6-alpha-mannosidase activity
Source: RefSeq, a predicted model, not a curated record
AUGUUGGUCAAGAACUGGAUCUGGCCGCUGUUGGCGGCUUCUCAGGGCGCCCAGGCGGCGCUAGAGUACACUAACCUCUGCUCCCCUUCUCCCCUCCCACUAGAAUCCAUCAAGAAGGCCGCCGCCAUCGUCGCAAAGGACCUCCUCGAUACCUACUACAACGGCGACAAGCCCGGCUUCGUGCCCGGCAUCCUGCCCGGCCCUCCGCCCGAUGGCGACUACUACUGGUGGCAGGGCGGCGCCCUCUGGGGCACCCUGCUCGACUACUGGCACUACACGGGCGACACCCAGUUCAACCCCAUCGUCAAGCGCGCCAUGAUGUUCCAGGUCGGCGAGAACGCCGACUACAACCCGCGCAACUGGAGCGCCUCCAUGGGCAACGACGACCAGUCCUUCUGGGCCUUCUCCGCCAUGCUGGCCACCGAGCUCGGCUUCGAGGACCCCCCCAAGGACAAGCCCCAGUGGGCCGCCCUCGUCCAGGCCGUCUACAACGAGCAGACCGCCCCGGAGCGCCGCGUCACGACACCCGGCCACAACUGCGAAUGGGGCCUGCGGUGGCAGGUCUUUCCCGCCAACAACGGCUUCGACUACAUUAAUACCAUUGCCAACGGGUGCUACUUUAACAUCGCCGCCCGCCUCGCCCGGUACUUUGGCAACAUGACCUACGCCGAGAACGCCGAGAGGACGUGGAACCUCAUCACCCGCCUCAAGUACGUCGACGACCAGUACAACGUCUACGACGGCGCCCACGAGGGCGACCAGUGCACCAAGAUCAACAAGUUCCAGUUCUCAUACAACGCCGUCAUUCUGCUGCAGGGCUCUGCGUAUAUGUGGAACAUGACCCAAAAGCCCGAGUGGGAGCAGCGCAUCAACGGCCUGCUCGACAACAUCAUCAAGGUCUUCUUCCCGGACAAGGUCGCCUUCGAGGUCGCCUGCGAGCACGCCACCUGCACGACCGACAUGGAGUCCUUCAAGGGCUACCUGCACCGCUGGCUCGCCUCGACGACGCAGCUCGCGCCCUUCACGCGCGACAAGAUCAUGCCCGUGCUCAAGUCGUCGACGGCCGCCGCCGUCAAGCUGUGCACCGGCGGCGCCAACGGCCGCAUGUGCGGCUUCAAGUGGUCCACGGGCGUCUUUGACGAGACGGGCGCCAUGCAGCAGCAGAACGUCAUCGCCGCCCUCACCUCGCUGCUCGUUGGCUCGGCCAAGGGGCCCCUGACCAACUCGACCGGCGGCACCAGCGUCGGCAACCCCAACGCCGGCGUCGACACGCCCCUCACCAUCGAGCAGCGCUUCGGCAAGAUUGGCGGCGGCGACAGGGCCGGCGCCGCCAUCCUGACGAUCCUCAUCGUCGGCGCCGCGUCGGUCAUGUUCUGGUACAUGGGCACGGAUUGA